Molecule: messenger RNA, 2125 nt
Organism: Musa acuminata AAA Group (dessert banana)
Lineage: Eukaryota; Viridiplantae; Streptophyta; Magnoliopsida; Zingiberales; Musaceae
Exons: 5
Coding region: 1098-1748 (216 amino acids)
Biological process (GO): maturation of SSU-rRNA from tricistronic rRNA transcript (SSU-rRNA, 5.8S rRNA, LSU-rRNA)
Cellular component (GO): nucleolus
Source: RefSeq, a predicted model, not a curated record
GGGAUGAGCAUUAGUUGUACAUGCUCUUCUUUUUGGUCCAAUAUAUUUAAAAGCUCCUCUUCAUCCUUGUAAUGGUCAGUCAUUGACGGGGACCUUUAAGAUAAAUGGGAUAGCCUAAAAGGAUCGGCCUCCAGACUUUGAGAUCAAAUACAACUUAUAAUUCUUAGAAUUUGAAGUUUUUAUUGUAAUUUUUCAUCAUUUUUAUUGAGAUGUAUUGUUCGAUCAUGUCCAACUUAGUGACCCAUGGUUUCUCCAAGGUCACCUGCUCAAGAUGUGUUGUUUGAUCAAUCCCUUUGAAACCUGUUUCGCAGAAACCUAUCCUUUCACUGCCAACCUUGCCUCCUCCCCCUGUAGUCUGGGUUGCUGCCAAUGUAGCUGUUGCCGAUGACACUAAAAAGACCUCUCUUGCUCAUUUGCCCUCCCCUUUUCCACCUUCUCUCUCUCCUGCUCUCUAAGUUGGAUAGUGGAAAUCUUGUUGUUAGUAGAACCAUUUUAAUUUGAUUGUCCUCUGCAUAUGUGGAAAGUAUCUUUACACUCAUGUUAAGUUUUAUUUCACCUCUUAUUUUUGUAUCACAACCAUGCUUUCUAGAUUUUUAUCUGUGAUUUCAUAUUCUCCAUCAGUCAGGCUUUCCAUUUCCAUUGGCAUUCAUUGGUUAUUCGAGCAUGAAUUGCUGUUGAACAUCACAGAGUUGAUCUCUGUUGUUGCACAUGUGCGUGCCCCAUGCAUCCGAGUAACAAGCCUAAUGGUUUUUCACUCUUUAGUUUAGAGACUACCUUUUUUCUUUAUCUUUAUGAAAUUAAGAAAUGUUCACAACUAAACCUCCCUUUGGUGUUGGAAAGUUAAAUUUUCCUCUGUGGAUAUUGGACACUGAACCUUUAAUGUGGCAUCAUGAAAUUGCGUAGUCAUGGUGGUAUGCUCAUUUGUAGUGAUUUGGAUAGUUCUUUUGAUCUAAUUAUUUCAGGAAGCCAUUUUACUUUCUCACUCUCGUAAUCUUGUAAAAUUUUGCUCGUAGCAGUUACCUAAUCCACUGUCUGAUUUGGUCGUUCAUGUGUGUGUACUUGCAGAGAUAAAACAUAAGCAGGAUAGAGAAUUUAACAUGGAUGAACCUACCAUGGAGGAAAAGCUUUCAAGCUUAGGCAUGCUUAAUGAUGAGAGAUUAGAUACCAGAGCUAUACCAGAGCCAGCUGUCACUGUUGAGCUCCCAAGGGCAGAUUCAUUGCAUAUUUUGUUGAGGCAAGCCCUACAUGCUGAAGAUCAGGCAUUACUAUUGGACUGUUUAUAUACAAGGGAUGAAAAGGUUAUUGCAAAGUCAAUAGCGCUCCUGAAUCCAGCUAAUGUUGUCAAGCUUCUGAAAUGCCUUCUAUUCAUGGCCGAGUCAAGGGGUGCUGUAUUGGUUUGUGCACUUCCGUGGAUAAGAAUCUUGCUUUGCCAACAAGCAAGCAGUAUAAUGUCACAGGAAUCAUCCAUCCGCAUUCUCAAUUCUUUAUACCAGCUAAUUGAUUCAAGGAUUUCAACAUUUGGAGCAGCUUUGCAGCUAUCAUCCUGUUUAGAUCACCUGUUUCCUAGGAUUGCUGAUGAAGCUGAUGAUGGAGGGGCAGACCAACCCAUUAUAUAUGAGAACAGUGAUAGUGAAGAAUCUGAAGACGCAAUGGAGACUGAUGAAGGCAGUGAAGGACUCAGCGAUGUCACUGAUGCUCAUGGUUCUGAUUUGAGUGAUGUCAUGAGUGAUGAUGAUGGUGGCCAUUAGGGAGUGAAGUCUAUAGUUUCAUGCAUAGUCAACCCAACUCGUCAUCUUUUUCACUUAUGGCCUAACUUGAGAUAGACUGAAAGCUUUAGUGGCAAAUGCAGGGGGGUGAAACAAAAUCCUGUUUGUUCCCACAGCCCAACAUGCAAGACUUCAAAUCUGUCGGUCUGCUGAAAAUUCGCCCGUUUAGAUCGAUGCCGAGAAACUUUGAGGAAGCCGCUUUAUUAAAGCUUGUCGCCUACAGCAAGAUUAUAAUCAUAAAAAUUUGCUACAUGUUUGUCCAAACAAGUAGCGGCCUGUAACUUGAUUCUUCACUAGUCUUUAUGUAAACUUUAUUGGCAAUCUAAUACGUUGAAUGGGUUGAAAUGUUGGAGAAUUCA